CGUGCCCUUGGCAAUACCAUUAUAGUUCUAAGCUGACUACAUGUGUAUAUAGGCAUCGGUGAUAUGAGUGAAGCUCGAGAAAACUUGUAUUUGCAAGCCAAAUUGGCCGAGGCAACGGAGCGGUAUGGCGAUAUGGCGGAGUUAAUGAAAGAAAUGGUGCAACUGUGGGGCUUACCAACAGAAGAAGAGCGCAAUUUGCUUUUGGUAUCAUUCAAAAAUCUUGUGGCAAAAAAGAGAUUUGCAUGGAGAGUUCUGAACACAAUAGGCAUAAACUGUAAACAUGAUAAGGAUAACAAAAUAGGGCAUACAUACAGAGAAACUGUUGCUUUGGAACUGAAAGAUAUUUGCAAUGAAGUAACACAAAUGAUUUCUAAUACUUUGCUUGAUCUAUGUAAUUCUGAAGAAAACAUAGAAAAUAAAGUGUUUUAUUUAAAAAUGAAGGCUGACCAUCUGCGCUACAUCACUGAGGUUCUUGUUGAAGAAGAUGAGAAAAAAAGUGUUGUUGAAGAUGCUGAUACAGCGUAUAAAGAAGCAUUAAAAUCUGCUGAAAAAUUGCCGAACAGUCAUCCAAAUAAACUUGGACUCGCUCUUAACUACUCAGUUUUUCAAUAUGAAAUUCUCAAGAAUGUAAAAACAGCCUGUGCACUUGCUAAACAGGGUUUGGAUGAUGCUGUUGAAGAACUUAACAAUCAUAAUGAGAAUGUGUUUAAUGAUUCAGAGCUGAUAAUGCAGCUACUGCAAGAUAAUCUCUCAUUAUGGACACAAGAACAAGAUUCAAAAUCGGAAAGCAAUGAUGAUAAUAAAUCAGAAAACUCAGAUCAGUAGUAUGGUAUAUCGUAUAUAAUUUAAUACACAAAUGUUUAAUACUCAAGAGUUUUCACAAGAUUUUAUGUUCGUUGUAUGUUUUGCAGUUAUGUCCUAUUUCAUUGUCGCAAAUCUUUGUUUUAUUUAUUUUUGUCAUGUAAGUGCAAUAUUGUUAUUUCUACCUAUAAUAAUGCAAUAUUAGUGUUUAUUGUUUAAAUUUAGUAAUGUAUUUUACCUGUAACCUAUGCUGUAUGCUGUAUCAUUGCAAACAAAUUUGCAUGUAGUAUAUUAUUACAACCAAACGGUUCCUCUGUAUCUCUUUUCAAAAAAAAAUUGUAGGUAUAAAACCAAAGUAGUAUGAAUUUAUGAUAUAAAUAAAACAGUAAUUUUGGAUCAA
Molecule: messenger RNA, 1201 nt
Organism: Ciona intestinalis (vase tunicate)
Lineage: Eukaryota; Metazoa; Chordata; Ascidiacea; Phlebobranchia; Cionidae
Source: RefSeq, a predicted model, not a curated record